CGUUAUGGGGGUGAGGUCGGCGGGUGAGAGGUUAUAGUACACCGGGAAUACGUCCUGUAUACGGGGGGUCACCGCUUCGGGGGUGUAUUCUGCGCCUUGUAGUGCAUUCUAUAGGCUUGAGAGUCUCUCUUCAACUAUGUAUUUACUUCACUUUUUAAGACCUCUGCUUGCUGUCACUGAACAGGGACACUCCCAUUUAUGUGUUUUGUAUACAGAUCGUGUACUUCUCGCAGCUGAAGGCGGCUCUCUUUUACUUUGGACAUUUACGCCAUGGAGUUCCCCGAUCUUGGGAAGCAUUGUUCAGAGCCAACAUGCAAGCAGCUGGAUUUUCUACCUCUCAAAUGUGAUGCAUGUGAGCAAAUUUUCUGCAAAGACCACAUAACAUACGUCCUCCAUAACUGCAGCUCAGCGUACAAAAAGGAUGUGCAGGUCCCAGUUUGUCCCCUCUGUAACAUCCCAAUUCCUGUUAAAAGAGGCCAGACUCCAGACAUAGUCGUCGGGGAACACAUUGAUCGUGACUGCAAGUCGGACCCGGCUCAGCAGAAGCGCAAGAUAUUUACCAAUAAAUGUGGGAAGUCCGGCUGUCGGCAGAAAGAGCUGAUGAAAGUGAUAUGUGAAGACUGUCAUGGAAACUUCUGCCUCAAGCAUAGACAUCCACUCGACCAUGAAUGCAAAGGCAAGACUGCCCCCAUCUCUCGGGCAGGGCAUGCUGCAUUGUUCAGGUCUCAGGCCUCAUCUUCCAAAGCUGCCCCAGUUGCUUCUAGUCACACGGCAUCCAAGCCAGCGUCACAGUCACAGCCUCAGCGCAGCAGAGCAAAUGUUCCCAGCCCCCAGCUCCCUGCUGCUGCUGCUCUACAGAAUGGAUUAACAGAGGAAGAAGCUUUACAGAGGGCUUUGGAAAUGUCGCUUGCAGAAUCGGCACAGAAUGCAACUCAACAGCAUAGCUCUCAGGAAGAAGAGGAUUUGGCUCUAGCCCGAGCUCUGUCAGCCAGCGAGGAAGAAUACAGGCGGCAGCAGGAAGGGCAGGGGAGUCGCAAUGCCAAACAGAGCACCUGCAGUAUGUGCUAGCGCCACCCGGACCACCCGUCAAUCAGCACAGACCCAGGGAUUGCCAGCGGAAUCCUGACCAAAUCAAAGCGACAUCGGUUUCCCAGGAACGCAGAGACACAGUGUCUUUCAUGAAUUGAUUUCUUUACAAUAUGUUUUAUGACUUGAGAAUCAGUUUGAGCGGGUUUAUGACCUUCACAGGCGGACGGCAGAUCAGUAAGGACUACAUGGGACUCUCGGGCCAAAUGCUGCCCCCAUUUAGUUUCCUCAUUUGUUGCUCGGGUGAUAAACUUCAGGUAUUCAGCUGUCAAUUGUAGCCAAAAUUUUGGAAAUGUUUGUAUGGAUGUGAGAGAGUAAUUCCUGUCAUAUUAUUAUAGUUUUAUUAUAGCACCGAGAUUUAUAAUGACUAAUACUAAGGAGAAGUAAUGGACACAUAGCAUCCUGUAAGAGCUGACCUGUGAUUGGUUAAAGAGGUACUCCGUUGGAAAACUUUUUUUUUUUUUUUAAAUCAACUG
Hyla sarda is the source of this 1562-nucleotide messenger RNA. It is a transcript of the gene ZFAND2B, whose product is annotated as zinc finger AN1-type containing 2B. NCBI's taxonomy places the organism in Eukaryota, Metazoa, Chordata, Amphibia, Anura, Hylidae. The record is from RefSeq and is a predicted model, not a curated record. Gene Ontology annotation, molecular function: zinc ion binding. Gene Ontology annotation, cellular component: cytoplasm; endoplasmic reticulum. The transcript is spliced from 11 exons. Gene Ontology annotation, biological process: proteasome-mediated ubiquitin-dependent protein catabolic process; protein targeting to ER. Bases 271 to 1068 code for a protein of 265 amino acids.